CCUGGCCUUAACGUAUAAGAGAUGUACCGCUCAACGAUGGUAGCCUGCGUGAUAACAAUGGUAACGUUGAUGAGUACAAAGGAGCAAAUGUCAGAGGCUACCUCAAGUCAACGCUACUGCGGAGACUCCCUCAAGAACGCCCUCUCACUUAUCUGCAGUGGCGGAUUCAACAAGAGAUCAGGCGAUGACCUCGUUGAAACCAACGUCCUUAGUGAUGAUCCUGAGACGGUCAGGCUGUUCAGGGACAGAAACAUAGCGAGAUCAUUACGUCUCCGUCAGCGAGCAAGGGGUGUCGCUGAUGAGUGCUGCCACAGAUCUUGCAGCAUUAACGAGCUUUCAUCCUACUGUGUUUGCAGAUGA
Molecule: messenger RNA, 360 nt
Organism: Homalodisca vitripennis (glassy-winged sharpshooter)
Lineage: Eukaryota; Metazoa; Arthropoda; Insecta; Hemiptera; Cicadellidae
Product: LIRP-like
Exons: 3
Coding region: 22-360 (112 amino acids)
Cellular component (GO): extracellular region
Molecular function (GO): hormone activity
Source: RefSeq, a predicted model, not a curated record